AUGGGAGAAAAGCCAACCGACCCCGAAUCACCCGGGGACAUCCACCACCUCGAGUCUUCCAUCUCCAUCGAGAAGAAAGAUGCCGUGGACGCAGAGGUGGCCCGCACAUGGUCGCGUGAAGUCGGCCAGAAACAGGGCAAAUACACCAAGCUGAAGAACCCCCUGGCCGGUCUGUCCAAGGAGGAACUGCUGGCCGAUGUCGAAGCCUUUGCGCGUGAAAAGGGACUCGAGGAUGCGCUCGAAGACCUCAAAAAGGGAGCGUUGAUCUCGCAGGAUCCCAAGGCGUUCGAGUCGCUGUCGGAACUGACGGAGGCGGAUAAAGAGUUGAUUCGGCGCGAAAAGACGCAUCGAUGGAACCAGCCGUUUAUGAUGUAUUUCAUGACGAUUCUGUGUGCGGGAUCGGCGAUUGUCCAGGGCAUGGACCAGACGGCCGUCAAUGGCGCUCAGGAAUUCUACUUUGACGAGUUCAACAUCACCAACGAGUGGAUGCAGGGUCUUCUCAACGGUGCUCCGUAUCUCUGCUCUGCCCUUGUCGGAUGCUGGACCACAGCGCCUUUGAAUCGCUAUUUCGGCCGUCGAGGAUGUAUCUUCAUCUCCUGCUUCAUCUCCUUUGCUUCGUCCUUCUGGAUGGCUGCCUCCACCACCUGGUACCAUCUCUUCCUGAGUCGACUCCUCCUCGGUCUCGCUGUCGGUGCCAAAUCCACCACGACCCCCGUCUACGGCGCUGAAUGCUCUCCCGCCAAUAUCCGUGGUGCUUUAGUCAUGAUGUGGCAGAUGUGGACGGCGUUUGGCAUCAUGUUGGGAUACAUUGCCUCGGUUGUCUUUAUGGAUGUGCAUCGCCCGGGUCUACAAGGUCUCAACUGGCGGUUGAUGUUGGGUUCUACCGCAAUUCCUCCAAUGUUCGUCUGCUCCCAAGUCUACUUCUGCCCCGAGUCUCCUAGAUGGUACAUGAUCCGCAACCGCUAUCGCAGCGCCUACAAUGCUUUGUGCAAACUGCGUCCCUCCACCCUACAGGCUGCCCGUGAUCUCUACUAUAUCCACGCAGCGCUGAAAGAAGAGGAACGCAUGCGCGAGGGAAAGCAACUAUGGAGUGAAAUGUUCACUGUUCCUCGCAACCGUCGCGCAGCGCAGUCUUCGUUCUUUGUCAUGUUCAUGCAGCAGUUCUGCGGCGUCAACGCUAUCAUGUACUACUCCUCGUCCAUGUUCCGAAGUGCCGGGUUCAGCGUAAGAGAGGCUCUCGUCACCUCGCUAGGAUGCGGCAUCACCAACUGGAUCUUUGCUCUUCCUGCCGUCUACACCAUUGACACAUUCGGGCGACGCAAUCUUCUUCUCACCACUUUCCCUCUCAUGUGUCUCUUCCUGCUGUUCACGGGUUUCUCGUUCUAUAUUCCCGACCAGACACCUCGGACGGCUUGUGUUGCGACGGGUAUCUACCUGUUCAUGAUUGUCUACUCGCCAGGAGAGGGUCCGGUGCCGUUCACCUACUCUGCCGAAGCAUUCCCUCUUUACAUCCGCGACAUUGGAAUGUCAUUUGCAACCGCUACUACCUGGUUCUUCAACUUUGUGGUUUCUCUCACCUGGCCAGCACUGAACCGUGCCUUUUCACCACAAGGCGCGUUUGGCUGGUACGCGGCGUGGAACUUCUUCGGCUGGUUCUUCUGCUACUUCUGUCUGCCCGAGACGAAGGCCCUCUCACUCGAAGAACUCGACCAGGUGUUUUCCGUGCCGACGAGAAAGCACAUCAAUCAUUAUGCGGGGAUGAUCCCGUGGUAUGUGAAGAAGUAUAUUUUGCGGGGAGAUGUGCCGCCGCAGAAGCAGCUUUACGAUUAUGAAUGA
This is a messenger RNA of Aspergillus wentii DTO 134E9, 1836 nucleotides long. RefSeq names its product sugar porter family MFS transporter. The transcript is spliced from 6 exons. Gene Ontology annotation, cellular component: membrane. Gene Ontology annotation, biological process: transmembrane transport. NCBI's taxonomy places the organism in Eukaryota, Fungi, Ascomycota, Eurotiomycetes, Eurotiales, Aspergillaceae. Gene Ontology annotation, molecular function: myo-inositol:proton symporter activity. The record is from RefSeq and is a predicted model, not a curated record. The coding region runs from base 1 to 1836 and encodes 611 amino acids.